Molecule: messenger RNA, 1706 nt
Organism: Tachyglossus aculeatus (Australian echidna)
Lineage: Eukaryota; Metazoa; Chordata; Mammalia; Monotremata; Tachyglossidae
Gene: FBXL8
Product: F-box and leucine rich repeat protein 8
Exons: 3
Coding region: 141-1415 (424 amino acids)
Biological process (GO): positive regulation of protein ubiquitination; SCF-dependent proteasomal ubiquitin-dependent protein catabolic process
Cellular component (GO): SCF ubiquitin ligase complex
Molecular function (GO): protein binding
Source: RefSeq, a predicted model, not a curated record
CCCCCUCCUUCCCCUGCUCCCCUUCCUUUCCUUUCCUCCCUGGGCUUCCUUCACCUUCCAGUACAGGAAGCCAACCAGAUGGAAUAUAACACCAGCUACCUCCACCAUAACAUUUUCAACACCUCCUGGACAAGUUCCUCAUGAGCCAUCAGACUAGAGCUCUGCACUUGUUUAGUGAAGGGCCCUGGCACUCAGCCCAGCACCCUCAACUGUGUCAUCUCAUGGCCAAGCCCUGGACAUCCCUCCCGGAAGAGAUUCUGACCCACAUCUUCCUCUAUUUGUCUGUGCGGGAUCGGCACGCAGCCUUUCAGGUAUGCCGGCCAUGGGCCACGGCCGUCUCAGCCAGUUCCGUGUGGCGGACCACAGAGAUCAGGUGUGAGGGAGAGGACGAGGCUGAGCAGGACAUGCUGCACUGCUUGAAGCACUUCCUCGGCCAAAUCCGCCAGCUGAGGAUCGUGUUUGACCAGUCCAAGGAGCCCAACCGACGCACCGUCGCUGAGAUCCUGGCCGCGCUGGCCCGGGAGAAUAGCCAGCUGCAGGCUCUGAGCAUCGUGUGCUGCGGUGAGAAUCCCCUCUUCUACUCCGGCCGAGACUUCCUGCAGGCUCUGCGGGGCCUCUGCCUCGGUCCAGUCCCCCGCGACCUCCGCCACGUUGACCUGCGUUCCAUGCCUUUCACCCUGGAUGCGGGCCUGGUCACGCUGCUUGCCCGCAGCAGCCCGAAUCUGAGCAGCCUGUUCAUCAACAACCGCACCCUGGUGUGCAAUGUGGGGCCAGAGACGGUUCAGGAGGCUCUAGCCACCUGCCCCCGGCUGGCCACUCUGGGCCUCCACUACGUCAGCCUCUCGAGUGCCGUCUUUGCCGAGCUGCUGCAGCCUGCUCGUGCCCCCUUGGCCCGCCUGGACGUGCUCUGUGGGCGGCUGGACAAGUACACCCACGUGUUGACUGAGGAGCAGUGGGGCGCCCUGGCGCAGCGGCACCCAGGGCUGCGGGUGGACCUGGAGUUUGAUCACACAGUGCCGAUGAGCCGCAUCCCCCAGAUCCUCCAGCCCAGCAUCCCUCUGGCCGUGCUGCAGCUCAACACCUUCACCUACCUGGUGGACCAGGUCCAUUUUGCCAGCCGCAGCUACAGCCAGACGCUGCGCACCCUGGUGCUGCGCACCACGCCAUCAGGCGCCCUGGAUGCGGCCUUGAUGGAGUUGGCCCGGCGUUGCCAGGACCUCGGGGAGGUGCACUGCUACUGCGUGGUGAGCCCCAGGGUGGUGCAGGCCUUCUGUACCCACUGCCCACGGCUCCGCCAGUACACCCUCAAGGUCACCCGCGAGCCCCACCCUUGGCGACCCACUACUGUCCCGCUCCCACCCUGGAAGGAGGACACUGUGGGUGGGGCGAGUGUUUGGGGCCGGGGGGAGCACUAAGGCCCCGUGGGUGGGGCGGGGAUGCCAGCAGUUCAGCUCCCUCCCCUUUAAGGUCAGGCAACCUCAGAGGAGAUGGGGCAGGGAGCACUGCCCACCUCAUGGCUGCCCCUGAUGAUAUCGGACCAGAAAAUACCAAUCCCCAAAUAUCCCGCUUCUAGAAGCUCCACCAGAGUGCCUGGCAUCCCACGAAUUUUUCUGAGCCUAGACCACUCCCUUGUAUCCUCUCCUGGCCUCUGCUGUGUUUAUCUAUCGACCAGGUUCCAGAGAUAAAUAAAAUAGGUGUCAACUGUU